GGGAGUGCAAGCGAGCGAGGAAGCUAGCGAGAUUGCGAGAAGGUCAAUCCGCCAAGAGAAAAGACCCACGGCACAGAUCCCUCUCCCCUGUCUCUUUCUUUCUCUCUCCUCGACCCUCCCGACGCGGAAAAAAAAGGGAGGAGAGGAGGGAGAAAGGGAAGAGGAGGCCGAAAUCUCCUCCCCCUUUCCAAAUCCUGGCUCAAUAAUCUCUCCAUCAGGGGAUCCUAAGGCUGAUCACUGAUCAGGUCGGAGGACUCGGCGGGCGCAGCCAUGAACGAGAAGGCGUCCGUCUCCAAGGAGCUCAACGCCAAGCACAAGAAGUGAGUUGAUGCGAAGUGGCAGAUCCGAGCUCUGCUCCGUUCCGUUUUGCUAAGGGCCAUGUGGGAUCCAAGGAGCCGACGCUUUACUGUUGGUGAUGUUUACGGCUUUGCUGAAUUCAUCAGACCUAUUCGAAUUACGAGUAGGCGGAUUGAUCCCCGAAAUUUCUAACUAAUAUUGGAAGGUCUUCUUCGGCUUCCUGAGAAUAGAGAAUGUGCAGACUGCAAGUCAAAGGGUCCUCGAUGGGCAAGUGUUAAUCUUGGGAUCUUUAUAUGUAUGACAUGUUCUGGAAUUCAUAGAAGCCUGGGGGUGCACAUAUCUAAGGUAAGAUCUGCUACCCUGGAUACAUGGCUGCCAGAGCAAGUUGCAUUUAUCCAAUCAAUGGGAAACGAAAAAGCAAAUAGCCAUUGGGAAGCAGAGCUGCCUCCUAACUAUGAUAGGGUUGGGAUAGAGAAUUUUAUCCGUGCAAAAUAUGAGGACAAGAGAUGGGUACCGAGGAAUGGAACAUUGCGACCUUCCUCCGGUGUUCGAGAUGAUAAGAGCCAAGAGUCUCCAGCUAGUGCUAAUAGGAGUGGACAUCAUAGAUCUUCAUUUGAGCAAAACCGAGCUUCACCAGCUCUUCCGAGCAAAGUUGCACCUGUAGCUUCAAGGAUACCCUCUCAGGCAUCACCUCAGCCCCCAAAGGUAGAACCACCAGUUCCUAAGGUGGUUUCACCUCCUCAGCCACAAAAAUCUCCUGCCAAAGUUGAGGCAACACCCCCUAAAGUUGAGAAGCCAUCAGUUGCGCCGCCUCCUAAAGUUGAUUAUGCUACUGAUCUCUUUAACAUGUUAUCAAUGGAUGGAACAACAGAGAAAGAGUCAGAGUCAUCUCCAAACGAUGAUAAUGCCUGGGAUGGCUUCCAGUCUGCACAACCAGUACCUAGCUCGGAGGAAAAAGAUUCUGCCAAACCAGCAGAAAGCAUGACCCAGUCUACACCUGGAAUAGAAGACUUAUUUAAAGAUUCGCCAGUUGUGUCAUUAUCCUCAGCUCCAGCUGUUUCCCAAGUAAAUGCAAAGAAUGAUAUCAUGAGUUUGUUUGAGAAGUCCAAUAUGGCAUCACCAUUCGCUGUCCAACAGCAGCAGCUGGCGUUUAUGUCUCAGCAGCAAGCUCUUCUAAUGGCUGCUCUUAAAGCUGGAAAUUCACCACAAAUAGUUCCAGGGAAUGCCAAUCAACUAAACACUAACGUUUCUAAUCCCCCUCUUGGAACCUUGCCUUUCCAAAACUGGACAAAUCUUGGCUAUCAAAAUCCUGGGUUGACUCUAGCAGCAGCACAGAAUGGUGCCACCAAGGUUUCGAACAACAAUCAAGACCUCUCUUCUGGUACCUUUGGUUUUGGCACACCUGGGAUGCACAACAUUACUCCAGCUGUCCCAGCAAAUGGUGCCACGGCAGCAGGUGCUAGCAACAACGGCACUGCAUCAACUGCCUCUUCCACUCUCCCCUCACAAUCUGGCAAAGAUUACGAUUUUUCCUCGUUAACUCAAGGAUUUUUCACCAAGCGAUGAGUGCCUAGUGGGCUUGAAAGCCAAACGGAUCACCGGGGGAGCUUGCACAUGCUUUAUUUCGAGGCAGAUUUUAUUCUGGUGGAUAUAUAUAUAGUUGUCACAUGACCUUGUAGCUGUCAGACAAUAAGAGUGGAAAUAUGCGGCUAAAUAGCUCAUGUUGUUUGUACAAGUGAAGAAUUCCUUGCCGUUUUAUGUCAACGGUUUUGACUCGAGGACUACGCCUUGUUCAGCUAUACAGAUACUGGCAGACCCAAUACUGGGGGGGGGGGGGGGGGGGGUCUGGUCUGAGGAUACUGAUUACCGAUUAUUUUAAACUGUACUGUACACCGUAAAUUGGAUUUUUAUUUGUUUUAACAUUUGUGUACUGAGGCGACCUCUUCAUGGCAUUGAACAAAGCCUACUCCUCUAAGAUUUCAUAUACUUGUCACCAUUGAAAUAAAUUUUUUUAUCAGGCAUUACAUGGAGAAA
This is a messenger RNA of Zea mays, 2331 nucleotides long. RefSeq lists its product as uncharacterized. The record is from RefSeq and is a predicted model, not a curated record. Lineage: Eukaryota; Viridiplantae; Streptophyta; Magnoliopsida; Poales; Poaceae. Gene Ontology annotation, molecular function: GTPase activator activity. The transcript is spliced from 12 exons. Bases 595 to 1863 code for a protein of 422 amino acids.